AUGAAAGUCGGCAAGCCCCAGUCGAAGCGCGUUCCGGUGCGUCUCCGGCACAAAAUCGAGAAGAAGUCGGCGGCGAAGCAACGGAAGGCCAAAAAGGAAGCAAAGCAGAAUCCCGAAUGGCGCUCCAAGCUGAAGAAGGACCCUGGCAUCCCGAACCUUUUCCCGUACAAGGACAAGAUUUUGGCCGAGAUUGAGGAGAAGAAGCGCUUGAAGGAGGAGGAGCAACAACGCAAGCGCGAGGAAGCGAAAGCACGCAGGGCAGUGAAGGGCAAGAAUGCCGAGGUCGCUGAGGAGGAGGAAGAUAUGGACGACGUGAAGGACGGCGAAGAUAUGAUUGACUACGAGGCCUCUGACGACGAUGCCAUGGAUGAGGACAACUCCUCUAACCCUAUGGCUGCUCUCCUCGCAUCCGCUAAAGCCCGCGCCGCUGAGUACGAAGCAGAGCACGAGGACGAUGUGAUGGAGGAGGAUGACGAUGGUUGGACGGCAACAGGUGAAGACAAGAACUCGGCAGCGACGGCGCGCAAGGAUUCUUCGAGGAAGGCAUUCGACAAGAUCUUCAAGCAGGUGGUUGAGGCAGCAGAUGUUGUCCUUUAUGUCUUGGAUGCUAGGGAUCCGGAAGGCACAAGGUCCAAGGAAGUGGAGCGGCAGGUGAUGUCCGCUGCGGCUGACAAGCGUCUGAUCCUCAUUCUGAACAAGAUCGACCUCGUUCCGCCCCCAGUCCUGAAAGGCUGGCUGACCCACCUUCGCCGCUACUUCCCUACGCUUCCACUUCGCGCAUCCAAUCCGGCACCGAACGCGAAGACUUUCGACCACAAACAGCUUACUGUCAAGGCAACCUCGGAAGCCCUUUUCAAGGCUCUCAAGUCAUACGCUCAGUCUAAGCAGCUCAAGCGAUCCAUCUCUGUAGGCGUUAUCGGGUACCCCAACGUCGGCAAGUCUUCCGUUAUCAACGCCCUGACUUCCAGAAUCGGUAACCGGCAGGCAGCUUGCCCAACCGGUGCCGAGGCUGGUGUUACCACGAGCCUGCGCGAGGUCAAGCUCGAUAACAAGCUCAAGCUUCUCGAUUCGCCUGGCAUCGUCUUCCCUUCGUCGAGCGCCGGCUCAAAAGCGCACAAGGCGGAGGAGCAAGCUCGUCUCAUUCUGCUUAACGCCAUUCCGCCCAAGGAAAUUGACGACCCUAUUCCGGCAGUCAGCCUUUUGGUCAAGAGAAUGUCGCAGAACGAAGAAAUGUUCAACAAGUUGCUCGCCGUGUACGAGCUUCCUGCGCUCAUGUCCUCGGGCGACAUCACCAAUGACUUCCUUAUCCACGUCGCUCGCAAGCGUGGCAGGCUCAGUCGCGGCGGUGUUCCCAACCUCCAUAGCGCCGCGCUUGCUGUCAUCACCGACUGGAGAGACGGCAGGAUUCAGGGUUGGAUGGACGCCCCUAUCUUACAGGUCGCAAAUGUCUCGAUGCCCAAUGCGCCUGCUCCUGAGGCUGGCGCUGCGCCGGUGGGUGACCAGAAGGAGAUCGUCAAGGAAUGGGCUGCAGAGUUCAAACUUGACGGUCUUUGGGGCGAUGGAGAAAGCACCGAGGCUAUGGAAUCUUGA
Lasiodiplodia theobromae is the source of this 1590-nucleotide messenger RNA. Its product is annotated as Nucleolar GTP-binding protein 2. Bases 1 to 1590 code for a protein of 529 amino acids. NCBI's taxonomy places the organism in Eukaryota, Fungi, Ascomycota, Dothideomycetes, Botryosphaeriales, Botryosphaeriaceae. The transcript is spliced from 4 exons. Gene Ontology annotation, cellular component: nucleolus. The record is from RefSeq and is a predicted model, not a curated record. Gene Ontology annotation, molecular function: GTP binding.